GUAAUUCUACCUGCUGGUCCCAACAUUCAUCACAGCCGAGGAGAGGGACCGGGCAGAAACCCUCAGAGGUUUUCAGGACCGACCUGAUCACCGCCAUGAAGGUGCAUGACUCGUACCAGCUGAACCCCGAGGACUACUACGUCCUCGCCGACCCGUGGAGGCAAGAGUGGGAGAAGGGCGUCCAGGUUCCCGUCAGCCCCCAGUCCAUCCCACAGCCCGUCGCCAGGGUUUUGGCUGAGAAAGGGAAGGAGGUCAUGUUCGUCAGGCCAAAGAAGUUGAUCCGGACAUCAGGUGCCGAGGCGCUGGGCUACGUGGACAUCCGGACGCUGGCGGAGGGAAUGUGUCGCUACGACCUGAAUGAGGAGGACGUGGCCUGGCUGCAGAUCGCCAACGAGGAGUUUGCAGAGAUGG
Molecule: messenger RNA, 411 nt
Organism: Plectropomus leopardus (leopard coralgrouper)
Lineage: Eukaryota; Metazoa; Chordata; Actinopteri; Perciformes; Serranidae
Source: RefSeq, a predicted model, not a curated record